Molecule: messenger RNA, 3685 nt
Organism: Bicyclus anynana (squinting bush brown)
Lineage: Eukaryota; Metazoa; Arthropoda; Insecta; Lepidoptera; Nymphalidae
Product: zinc finger protein 350
Exons: 6
Coding region: 162-1982 (606 amino acids)
Biological process (GO): regulation of transcription by RNA polymerase II
Cellular component (GO): nucleus
Molecular function (GO): zinc ion binding; DNA-binding transcription factor activity, RNA polymerase II-specific; RNA polymerase II cis-regulatory region sequence-specific DNA binding
Source: RefSeq, a predicted model, not a curated record
CAUUUGAAUCAAAGAGUAGAUUACUGAAAUUAUAGAAUUGUAUUGAAUAUUGAAUAAUUAUUACUUAUUUAUUUGUAUUCGGUUAAUAAUCUGGUGUGAUUCGGUAUAAGGUCUAAAGGCUACAAUUUUCAAUUAAAAUUAUUGUUCUAUUAACUUUAACAAUGCGGUGCUGCGUGCCUUUCUGCGAAAACACUUUAGACAAUGUGUCGACAUCUCAGAAAACGGGAAUUACUUUUCAUAGAUUUCCCAGUGAUAUUAGUCUGCGUGCAGCUUGGCUCCGAGUCCUCGGCACACAAGAGCAUCACCUGCCUGACCCUGCUGUGGUCUGCUCUCAGCACUUUACACAUGAUGACUUUUAUGAAACCGCAAGUUGUGUAAAGCAGAUUCGCCCCAAUGCUAUUCCUUCAACAGUGCAGAUGUGCAUGAUAUGCCUGGACACUGACAGCAAGCUGUCUCUAAUGAGUAAACACAAGUUGGAGGAGGCAUAUGAACAGCUAACUGGACUGUCUUUGUGUCGUGGAGGAAACCUGAAGCAAACACUCUGUGUGCUGUGUGCUCAGAGAUUGAUUAACUUCAGUAGAUUUAGAGACUUGUGCUUGAGAGCCCAUUCACUGAUGACAGACUUACUUGCACAAGAUGAAUUAAUUUCAAUACAACAUAAAGAGUUGAUGAACUGCACAACAAAACAUCUGAAGUUUAAUUUGACACAAACCACAUUAGCCGCUGAUCACUGUGACUUGUACAUAGAUCACACUGAUGAAGAGGAACAGACAGCAGCAGAGGAAUCUGUAGUGGGAGAUGUUGCAACAAUUGUGCUGAAGAAUGAAAACAGUUUUUGCGCUGAUCUCAUGGAAUCUCAUAAAGAUGACAAUUUGAUAGACAAUUCCAACAAUGACUGUGUUUCUAAUGACAAUUACUCCAAUAUAAGCAUAAAGUUGGAACCAUAUUCACUGGAUGAAGAUAUAAAGGAAUCGCUUAAUAAUCAAAAUCAAAUUCAAUCAAAUGCAGGAGCUUCCUGCACUACAGUUCCAGUACUUGUGAAUGAAACAGAGAAUUACAUUAAAAUUGAAAGUGUUACCUUUGGAUGUACGCUUUGUUCUGAAGAGUUUAUGCGAGAGAAUGAAUACUAUAAACAUAUGAGCGAGCAUCUCAAGGUAGCUGAUGGUGACGCUGCAUGUGAUGUAUCACAAAUGUGCGGGCCUCGUGCAGCUGUGAGCCACAGCGGUGACUCACUCGACAAGUACAAAGUGCAGGCAACAGAAGAAGCAGCUGCAACCCGGAAAAGUGAACAAAUCCUUGAGACUGACAUUGGCGAACUGUACAACCAAUCAUCUAGCGGCACUAAAAUAUAUACAGAUAUAAAUAGAUUCACAAAUAGUGUAGUACAGUUGUAUGAUAUUUUAAAAAAACCCAAGAAAACUGUACUAGAUGAGAAUCCACGCGUGAAAACCCACACUGGUGCAAAGCCUUACUCUUGUGAAAUUUGCAAUUAUAAAACUGCCGACAAAGGUAAUUUUGUUCGUCACACGAAAACACACACUGGCGAAAAGCCUUUUUGUUGUGAGAUAUGUAAUUUUAAAUGUGCACAUAAGCAUAAUUUAUUAAAUCACAUAAAAACGCACACUGGCGAAAAGCCUUUUUCUUGUGAGAUUUGUAAUUAUAGAUGUGCACAAAAAGAUGAUUUAAAGAGACAUGCAAGAAUCCACACUGGUGAAAAGCCUUUUUCUUGUGAGAUAUGUAAUUAUAAGUGUGCACGUAAACAUAAUUUAUUAGCUCACAUGAAAAUGCACACUGGCGAGAAGCCUUUUUCUUGUGAGAUAUGUAGUUACAAAUUUGCACAUAAGCAUAAUUUAUUAAAUCACAUGAAAACGCACACGGGGGAAAAACCCUAUUCGUGUGAGGUAUGUAAUUACAAAUGUGCACGUAGAAGUAACUUAUUGAAACAUAAGAAGAGAAUUCACUUUAGACUUCUAGGCCUCUAGAGUAACUGUGAUAAAAUAGUUUAGUCAGAUACAAGAACUCCUUGGAAUAGCUGAUUUGUCCGAGCACUGACAAAUGUUAAAAGCUAGUCUGGUCUUCUCACAGGACCGUAAGGGCCUGGGGGAGGCAUAUCCAAAGCAUUUGCCUCCUGCGUGCAUUUUAAUUGCGCGCUCCAUGACUUUGGCAUAGUCAUUGGAUGCGUCCUCGGGUGGGGGCGUUUGUGGUCGCCUUUUGAUAUUUUCUUUGUUUUCUCUUCUUCUUUGUGUUUGGCGCUGUGGCAGUGUCUGUCAAGCGGCAACCUCACCAUGUAUCCUUACAUUUCUGGUUUAAGAUCUUUAUUUUUCUCAACAGAAUUUUUUUUUUUUAUUGAGAAAGAAUACAAUAUGGAACUUAAGCUAACUUGCCCACGUGGAAUGGUGGCAAGUUAGCAAUAUUCUUAUUAUUAUUCGAUAAAAUUUUUUGGCACUGCGACUCCAUGGCCCAAGGGUCUCCACAGCAAAAGGUACAAAUAUGUAACUCUCUGUCAGAGAUGCAUACUUGAGCCACUUACCGGUUUCAGCUUUUUCUGCUGCGGCUCCCGGUCUUGAUUCUGUCUCCCUGAUAUGACACGGUGCUAAUGUGUCGACACAUGUAGCCUCCCACAUUAGGGCCCGCCCCAUUUCCCAGGGAACCAGCGUCAAUCCAUCAGGUCUCUUGCCAUCAUCCCGACUGAUUCCUGACGGCUCGAUUAGCGCAGGAAUAUUUAUGGUGGCAAGAGCCCUUUUUAUUGUAUCAAAAGAAUUACAUUAAAUUCGCUUAUAUGAGAAAUACAAUUAACUCACAUUUUUCAAUUUGUGAGAAAUGGUUGGUUUAUCAUGAAAAAAGAACUUCGAAAUUUGGCGAGAAGUAUACUGUAUACUGUAUGUCCAGAUAAUUGCACAGCUAUGGCGAUAGGGUUGUAGAAUUUAUUAAACCCGUUUAGGAUGUGCUCAGUGAGGCGGUGCGCUUGGUGAACACACCAGUGUCUACACCGAAAUCCAAACUGUUGGUUGAUGAGAAGUUGUUUCUCAUCACAGAUGGCUUUGAGGAGAUUCAAAAUGAUUAUCUCGUACACCUUGCCUAUGGUGUUAAGAAGAUUGAUUGGGCGGUAGCUAGUCGGGAGAUCGCGGGGUUUACCCGACUUGUGGAUGCCAAUGACCGUGACUUCUUUCCAUGCGUCAGGCGCAGUGGGCUAGAACAUUGAAGAUGUUCACCAUGGUUGAUUAUCUGGACCAGGAGGACCUUUAAAGCUUUAUUGCUAAUCGUGUGUAAUAAAGGCCCGGGGCCUUCUUUUUGCGCAAGCCCUUGAUAUCCGCAGAGACUUCUUCGCAUGACGUAGGGGUGAUUUCGACCCCGUCCAGGGGGUGGAAUAAGAUCAAAGUGAGUUCGGACUUCACUUUUUUCGCGUGUGAUUUUACGAGUGCAGAAGUGCACUGGGCUUCGAGACUGUCGGUUAGGCAUUCGACCUUAUCGAUGUUCUCGAUCGCGUUUGGGAGGGAGUUUGAGAGGUGGAGUGGCAGCGAGACGGUCGGCUUUGAGAUAUCUCAAACCACUUGGUAGAAGGCUACGUGCGUGGGAUCGAGGUCUCUCAGUUUAACGUUCCAACAGUUGGAUACUGAAGAUUGUAAGCCUCAGAUAUAUGUGAUAUUAUAUUGUAAGUUAUUAAAGAUUAAACGCAUAAGUUUGC